CAGUUAUUGCAGAUAAUCCAUUUUUGUGGUUGGUGCUUAUGGAUGAAGCAAUGAACAGUGAAAAAUCCACCAAAAACAAAGAGGGUGUUAAUGAGACUCCCAAUGUGAUUGGUGAAUUUGAAACUAAAGAAUGUGAUAAAACAUUUUUUGAAGACAUUUCCAUGCCAUAUACAUAUAGGCCUCUCAAGAAGAUUUGUAGCCCUCAAAACCAAAACAAAAAUCAACCUCCUUCAUCUAAAAUAAUAUUUCCUUUUGCUUUUGAAGGUUCUUCUCAACAUCCAAUUUCAUUCCAACACCAAUCAACAACAACCACAACCACAAAUUUGCUUCCUUUUUCUCCACCUCUUCACCCAACAACACAACAUAUCAUACCUUUUGACCAUAAACAGAACACAUUUUCAGACCCAAAUAAGCUUUUGAGGUCCAAAACACAGCCUUUGAAUGCUACAAAACUCUAUAGAGGAGUAAGACAACGCCAUUGGGGAAAAUGGGUCGCUGAGAUUCGUCUCCCUCGAAAUAGGACUCGUCUUUGGCUCGGAACAUUUGAUACAGCUGAAGACGCUGCUAUGGCAUACGACCGCGAAGCUUUUAAGUUUAGAGGAGAAAAUGCUAAGCUCAAUUUCCCUGAACUCUUCCUUAACAAAGAUAAACCAACAUCAUCAUCAUCAUCCACAAUAGUUCAAAUUUCAAGUGCUUCUUUACCACAUGAAGGAUCAAGUUCAAUAUCAUGCCAGAACACAAACCAACCUAAAUUGGUUUCAGAAGAACAUAGCAUGCAGAUUCUAAAUGUUUCUGAAACUGGUGAAAGCAUAUCAAAGCCUAAGGAAUUGGUUUUGGAAGAAAUGGAAGAUUGGUUCAAUGCAAUUCCUGCAGGUUGGGGUCCAAGUAGCCCUUUGUGGGAUGAUUUGGAUCCUUGUUUGAAUCCAAACAAGAAGCAAUUUCAUGUUAUUGGUGAUGAAACUAAGAGACAACAAGAAGAUAACAUAGGACAAGGUUCUUCUUUUAACAGUAUUGUCCCUUGAAAGGCCCUUUUCUUGAAAUUCUAUUUGGAAAGGGUAAAAUAAAAGCUACUAGUGCAUUCAACCUUAAUCCUUCUCUAUAGGUUAGAAGUUCCUGAAUAUCUUGUUUCUUCAUUAUACUUGUUUCCUUCUACUUUUAUUAACCUUCUACAUCAAAUAUUAGCAUAAUUUUUUUCACUAAAAAUUUGUGGCGUUAUAUUUGUUAGUUGUUAUCCCUAAUAUUUGUUUUGAUAAAUAGAACAAUAUAGGAAAAAUACAUCUCUAGGUAAUUUAUGUAUUAUGAAAAUAACAGUUUAGAAUGUUUUUCUUUGUAACACAUAGGUCUUUUUAAGUGAAACUUAGUUUUUGCUAUCCUUUAAGUUUUUAUUUUCUCGAUUUAGUACUUUAAGUUA
Cicer arietinum (chickpea) is the source of this 1411-nucleotide messenger RNA. RefSeq names its product ethylene-responsive transcription factor ERF054. NCBI's taxonomy places the organism in Eukaryota, Viridiplantae, Streptophyta, Magnoliopsida, Fabales, Fabaceae. Gene Ontology annotation, biological process: regulation of DNA-templated transcription. Gene Ontology annotation, molecular function: DNA binding; DNA-binding transcription factor activity. Gene Ontology annotation, cellular component: nucleus. The record is from RefSeq and is a predicted model, not a curated record.